UUUCCAAAAGUGGGGCUCGGCUGGGAGCACGUGCGCCCAGGCUCAGCAGCAGCAGCAGCAGCAGCCCGGGGCUAACAGUCGCUAUCUAACCUCAUAUGUCCCACGUGCAUCCAUUUGGUUUCCACUCAUUUUUUUUUUCUCGAAGUAGCGCGACACUUUGCCGCCCCGGUGGCUUAUGAGACGCCGCUGUCGCGGCAGCUGAAGCCAUUGCUGUGUGAAGAUGAAGAGGAUGCUGGCGACUUCGAGCGUGCGGCCGGCGUCCGUCUCCUAAAAAAAGGACACAAUGUAAUGGAUGUGCUAUAGGUCCUGACUAAGCGAGGCUCAUUGGUACCAGCUUGGAUUAAGUGGCGUUCCAAAGGUUCUAGUGACCGUCCAGCCUCUGCCAUGGACUUCUUUGAUGACACCCUCUUUGCUGGAGGUUUGGAAGGGCUGGAUGAGGAUGGCUUCUCCUCAGCACCCUCGCUUGUGGAUGAGCUAAACCUUACUUCUGUGUAUGAUCCCCUUCAAGUGGAGCCUUUAGUCCCUGAGAAGCAUCAAGGGAUUAUGGCACCAGUUUCUACCCAUCAAGCCAUGCCCACUUACAGUCAGCAGAUGGGCCAUUACAUUGGCAUGAAGGCACAUGAUCCUGUGGGGCAGGCCUUUCCUGGUUCUGGGGGUGCAAGCAGUGGAAAUGGUGGCAUGAUGACACAGCAGCAUGGACAGUACCACAACGCCGCCAUUACUCAAGUACCUCAGUCCAACGGGCUGUUCUGUAACAGUGGCAGUCCAAUGUGGGGCAACCAAGACCAGAAUGGUAAUAUGUUCCACAAUAUAUCGCAGCAGCAGCUUUGUCAUCAGCCGCAGCAACAACUGCACAGUAGCAGACAACUUCACGUUGGACAACAGCAAGCACAGCAGCACCAACACCACCUUUCCCAUCACCAACAACAAGAGCAACACCACAGAAUCAGACAGCAGCAGCAGCAGCAGCUGCAACAACAGCAAAGUCAUCACCAACAGCUGUUGAACCAGCACCCACAAAUGAAUCCACAGACGAUGUCGCUGCAGCAACAGCCACAUCACAAUUUCUCCUUUCACCAGGAAAGACACGCUCAGCAGCAGGCUCAGCACCAACUACCCGUAGGAGGACCAAGGUUUCAUUCAAGUGCUCUACCAAAUAAGUCUUAUCUAGAUGGCCACAAUGCUUCACUCGGCGGGGCUUGCUUACAACAGCAGCAGCAGGGAAGCUACCACUUAACUAGAGGGGGGCAGGCCUUCUCUGGAGCUCAGCCAGAGGACCCCAACCUGCCUUUCUCCAUGCAUUCAUCAUCUAUGGUUCACGCCCUGCCCACUUGCUCAGUCAGUUCUGGCGCUGCUUACCCACCAGCCCAGUUCCCAGCCUACCCUGGAGAGCCAGAAAUACCCAGACUCGGUCAGAAGUCCUUGUCCUCUUCCUCAUUGUCUAGACCCACCUCCACCACUUCCCCUCUCACUCCAAAAAUGCCAGAGCUCUCAGGGACAACAUGUCAGUUUCCACCUACGGCAGUUAUGCGUCAGCAGCACAGUAGGAUUCCCGUUAGCCAGGAAGAGGAAUGUCCUUUUCUACCGUGUUCUGGCGAAACCCAAGGCAAGCCGUCUCAGAUGUUUGGUGAAUCGAUGAGCUGCUACAGCAUGGCCAGCCAACUGCCCUCUGAGCAUCCUCAGAGCUGUGGGGCCAUCAACACUAAUGGAUACCCUGGUUUGGGAGAUGGUUUCCUGUCGGCCGAGGAUCAAGAUAGAGACUUGGAGAACCUGGAGCCUCCUGACCUCCUGCCUGACCUACUGCCCCAGCUGGAGGCUGCCCUCAGCCAGCAUGAUGGCUCCAACUGCUCCUGGACCAGUUCCAGCCAGGACAGGGGGCAUGAGCAGAAGCCACCACCUGUUCUGUACAAGGAAGAAAAGCCUCGAAAGAACGCUAAUGGUCCUGGCAGCCAGAUACGGGUCCUCAGCCCCCCUAUGAAGAGCAGCUCAUCGUCCUCUUCCUCCUCAUCGUCCUCUUCAUCCUCAUCUAGCUCUUCAUCAGAGAAGAGGACGCCACGGAGGACGCAUCAACAGAUGGAGUCAACUCUGCACGACAAGCAGGAGAAGGCCAAUAGGAUAAUAUCAGAGGCUAUUGCUAAAGCCCAGCAGCGCGGGGAGAAGAACAUCCCUCGAGUUAUGAGCCCGGAGAGCUUCCCCAGCUCUUCCUCACAGUACAAGACCCAUCGCGAUUGUGAGCACAAAGGAAAUGGGAAAGCACGGCCCAAAGAGAAGGCGUGUAGGAAGGCUUGCAUUGUCCCCUCAUCUAAGUCCAAACAGAAGUCCAAGAUCGGGAAAAUUGUCAUCAAGAUUGGAAAAAAGAAAAAGCGAAAGCCCGAGUCUUCGGAGGAGGAGUCAGACGACGAUCCUCCCUCUCGACACACGUCGAAAGAGGACGAUGCUAAGAGGCGAUCCAAUCGUCAGGUGAAAAGAAAGAAGUAUGCAGAGGAGCUGGAGGCCAGGUUGUCGGACGAGGAAGUCAAGGUUAUUGUCAAAGCAAAGAAAACCAACCCUGCAACACGGGAGCCCUCUCUUCAGCUCUUUGUGGAGAAUCCCAGUGAAGAGGAUGCUGCUGUUGUUGACAAAAUCAUGUCUUCUCGCGUUGUCAAGAAGGAGGUCUCUCCAGGAAUGUUGGUGGAGGUGGAGGAGUUUUUUGUGAAAUACAAAAAUUACUCCUACCUGCACUGUGAAUGGGCCACAGAGCAGCAUCUGGAUAAGGACAAGAGGAUUCAGCAGAAGAUCAAACGCUUCAAGAUGAAACAAGCGCAGAGGGCACUCUUCUUUGCAGAUAUGGAGGAGGAGCCCUUUAACCCUGACUAUGUAGAGGUAGAUAGAGUACUGGAGGUGUCGUAUUGUCAGGACAAAGACACACGAGAGGAGGUGGUGUACUACCUGGUGAAGUGGUGCUCGCUGCCUUAUGAGGACAGCACCUGGGAGCUGAAGGACGACGUAGAUCAGAGUAAGAUUGAGGAGUUUGAGCAGCUGCAGGCAGUGAAGCCAGACUCGCGCAGGAUGGAGCGUCCUCCAGCAAAUAUGUGGAAGAAAAGAGAGCAGUCGAGGGAAUACAGGAAUGGCAACACCCUCAGAGACUAUCAGCUGGAAGGUGUUAACUGGCUCCUCUUCAACUGGUACAACAGGCGGAACUGCAUCCUGGCUGAUGAAAUGGGUCUGGGAAAGACCAUCCAGUCCAUCACAUUCCUAGAAGAGAUCCAUCGCGUGGGCAUUAAAGGGCCAUUCCUCAUAAUAGCCCCGCUCUCCACAAUAGCCAACUGGGAGCGCGAGUUCCAUACUUGGACGCACCUCAAUGUCAUCGUCUACCAUGGCAGCAUGGUCAGCAGACAGAUGCUCCAGCAGUAUGAGAUGUAUUUCAGGGAUACACAGGGCCGUGUGAUACGAGGUGCCUACAAGUUCCAGGCCGUUAUCACAACAUUUGAGAUGAUCCUGGGAGGCUGUCCUGAACUCAACGCCAUUGAAUGGCGCUGUGUUAUUAUUGAUGAGGCCCACCGCCUCAAGAACAAGAACUGCAAACUGCUGGAGGGCUUCAAGCUCAUGAAUCUGGAGCAUAAGGUGCUGCUGACGGGUACUCCUCUUCAGAACACAGUGGAAGAGCUGUUCAGCCUGCUCCACUUUCUGGAGCCUGCACGAUUCCCCUCAGAAAACACCUUCAUGCAGGAGUUUGGCGACCUCAAGACUGAGGAGCAGGUACAGAAGCUUCAAGGUAUCCUGAAGCCCAUGAUGCUUCGUCGGCUGAAGGAGGAUGUGGAGAAGAAGCUGGCACCUAAAGAGGAAACCAUCAUAGAAGUCGAGCUCACCAAUAUUCAGAAGAAAUAUUACCGCGCCAUCCUGGAGAAAAAUUUCUCUUUCCUGGCUAAAGGUGCUGGCCAAGCAAACAUGCCCAAUCUGGUCAACACCAUGAUGGAGCUGAGGAAGUGCUGCAACCACCCCUACCUCAUCAAAGGGGCAGAAGAAAAGAUCCUGGAGGACUUCAGGGAAGUAUGUAGUCCCGCUGCGAUGGACUUUCACUUGCAGGCCAUGGUGCAGUCUGCCGGAAAGCUGGUGCUUAUUGACAAACUGCUGCCCAAGAUGAAAGCCGGAGGACACAAGGUGCUCAUCUUCUCCCAAAUGGUGCGCUGCCUGGACAUCUUGGAAGACUACCUCAUUCAGAGAAGGUACUUGUAUGAGAGGAUAGAUGGACGCGUCCGCGGGAACCUGCGGCAGGCCGCCAUCGAUCGCUUCAGUAAACCCGACUCUGACCGCUUUGUUUUCCUUCUGUGUACGAGAGCUGGCGGCCUGGGAAUCAACCUCACAGCUGCAGACACCUGCAUCAUCUUUGACUCUGACUGGAACCCUCAAAACGACCUGCAGGCCCAGGCUCGCUGCCAUCGAAUUGGCCAAAACAAGGCCGUGAAGGUGUACCGUCUGAUCACAAGGAACUCGUACGAGCGUGAAAUGUUUGAUCGGGCCAGUCUAAAGCUCGGUCUGGACAAAGCGGUGUUGCAGAGCAUGAGUGGACGAGACAACAGCCUAGGAGGGAGUACCGGGGGAGGGACUGCGCAGCAACAGCUGUCUAAGAAGGAGAUCGAGGAUCUCCUGCGGCGAGGAGCUUAUGGGGCCAUCAUGGAUGAGGAGGACGAAGGGGCCAAAUUCUGUGAGGAGGACAUUGACCAGAUUCUCCAACGAAGGACAAAGACCAUUACUAUUGAGUCGGAGGGUCGAGGAUCCACCUUUGCUAAGGCCAGUUUUGUGGCUUCUGGAAACCGCACAGACAUCUCACUGGACGACCCCAACUUCUGGGAUAAAUGGGCCAAAAAGGCUGACAUUGACAUGGAUAUGGUCAAUGGAAGAAACAGCUUGGUUAUUGACACGCCCCGUGUCCGAAAGCAGACGAGACCAUUCAGCGCUACCAAGGAUGAGUUGGCGGAGCUUUCAGAGGGGGAAAGCGACAGUGACGACACCAAACCUAAGCUCAGGCGGAAUUACGACCGGCCCAACAGCUAUGGCCGCACCGAGUGCUUCAGGGUAGAGAAGAACCUGCUCGUAUAUGGGUGGGGUCGUUGGAAGGAUAUCCUCACACAUGGGCGUUUUAAGAAGCAGUUAACGGAGUGGGACGUCGAAUCCAUCUGCAGGUCCCUGUUGGCUUACUGCCUGGUCCAUUACCGUGGAGACGACAAAAUCAAAAGCUUCAUGUGGGAUUUGAUUGCCCCUACAGAAGAUGGAAGCAUCAAGGAGCUUCAGAAUCACUUGGGUUUGUCUGCCCCCGUCCCUCGGGGCAGAAAGGGCAAGAAGAUGAAGACCCAGUCCAGCUCUUUUGACAUCCAUAAGGCUGAAUGGCUAAGAAAGCACAACCCCGAGCACAUGCUUCAAGACGACGGCUACAAGAAACACCUUAAACAUCACUGCAACAAGGUGCUGCUCAGGGUCAGAAUGCUCUACUACCUGAAACAAGAGGUGAUAGGGAGCCAGGCCCAGAGUGUGCUGGACGGCGUGGACUCCAGUGAGAUAAAGAUCUGGGUGCCGGAGCCUGACCAUUCAGAGCUGCCUGCUUUGUGGUGGGAUGCCACCUCUGACAAGUGUUUGCUGCUGGGUGUCUACAAACAUGGUUACGAGAAGUACAACACCAUCCGUGCGGACCCCAAUCUGUGCUUUCUAGAUCGCGUGGGGCGACCGGACGAGAAGGCCAUCGCUGCAGAACAGAGGGGCAACGAUUUCAUCGACGGGGAUGUAGACGAUCCAGAGUACAAGCCUGCUCCAGCCCUGCUAAAGGACGAUAUGGAGGAUGACGCCUCUUCUCCUGGAGACUUGGUUGUCACUGACAACGCUGGGGAUGCAGAUGCGGCUCCGGUGACAGAAGGUGAAACUGCCUACUGGCCCUCCCCCUCGGUGCUGACAGCCAGGCUGAGGCGUCUGAUCACAGCCUCCCAGCGCUACACCAAGAGCCGGCAGAUCCUCCACAUCCACCAGACUCAGUCUCAGUCCCAGCAGGCCUUGAUGCUGUCUGCUCCACUCUGCCCACUCCCGCCCACGCUCAACAACACCCUCAACCCCAAGAUGGCUGCUAAGAUUGAAAGGCAACAAAGAUGGACCAGGCGAGAAGAAGCUGACUUCUACCGGGUGGUCUCCACGUUUGGCGUCGUCUUCGACCCGAACCUCGGCCGGUUCGACUGGACCAAGUUCAGGGCCAUGGCUCGACUGCACAAGAAGACUGACGAGAGCUUACAGAAGUACUUGUGUGCUUUCACCGCCAUGUGCCGACGGGUGUGCCGCCUGCCACCUAAGGAGGGAGAUGCUGCUGUGGACCCGUCUCUUAACAUCCAGCCCAUCACAGAGGAGCGGGCGUCUCGUACCCUGUACAGAGUGGAGCUGCUUCGCCAGGUGCGGGAGCAGGUCCUUCGACAUGCGCUACUGUACGAGCGCCUCUCGCUGUGCCAGAUGAGUUCUGACCUGCCCGUGUGGUGGGAAGUCGGCACCCAUGACCGCGACCUGCUGAUUGGCGCAGCCAAGCAUGGCGUCAGCCGCACAGACUAUCACAUUCUGAGAGACCCUGACCUCAGCUUCAUGGCUGCUCAGCGCAACUACAGCCAGACUAAAGGUGCGCAGCAGCAGUCGCGCACACCCACCCCACUCUUACACGCGCCACACCAGGCCACCGGCUCCGCGUUGACAGGCUCCCCAGCGCCUCCAGCAGCCCAGAGAGACUCGGAUCCCAGCGGGGUGGUUCUCAAGGCAGAACCAUCCUCAGAAGGGGAGGAGAGCAGAGAGAAACUGAGGGAGACCUGGAGUCCGCCUCUGCCACCGGCUACUCCCACAGGUCUGGAUGAGAAGCCCGUUUCUGAGUUGAGAGACAAUGACAGGCAGAUGGUGGCAGCGCGAACCAAACCCCUCACACCCAACAACUCUGAGAGGAAGCCCAAGAAGGCUAGCAAGAGGGGCCGCAGGGAGGCCAGGCGUGGCUCCGUGUCCGACUCGGAUGGCUCCUCAUCCAGCUCCUCAUCACGAUCAUCCUCCUCUUCAUCGUCUUCUUCCUCGUCACAUUCCGGCUCCAGCUCCUCCUCCUCAUCGUCGUCUUGCUCCUCUGGCUCGUCGUCGUCGUCCUCCUCAUCGUCCUCUUCUGAUGACAGUGACAGUGAUAGAGAGGAAAAGAAGAAGAAGAAGAAAGUGCCUGCAGCAACAAGUGUGAAGGGCUUUGAUGAGGACAGCGUGGCAUCUCUGAGCACAGCGCAGGAUGAAACACAGGACACUCAUGCGUCAGAAAAUGGCAUCAGCAACAACUCGUCGCUGCCUUUCCAAGGAGGGGGCUACAUGCUCGCUGCAUCCUACUGGCCAAAGGACCGCGUCAUCAUCAACCGCCUGGACAGCAUCUGCCAAGCGGUGUUGAAGGGCAAGUGGCCGGGAACGCGCAGGGUCUACGAGCCCGGAGGUGCCGUGGCCUCCUUUUACACCACCAAGCUGCUGGACAAUGCCAACAGCCUGUGCGAGGACCCCUCUUCUUCACCACAGGGGUCAAAGGUGACCAAGCAUGUUGCAGAAAACAAGGAGUUCUCAGUAAAACUCAAUGAUCAGGAGGGGGGCCUGAAGCUGACCUUCCAGAAACAGGGUCUACCUCAGAAAAGGCCCCUGGAGUCCGAGGAGGGCCCUCAUGCCCAGCAGCAGUACCUUGCACGUCUCCAUGAGCUGCAGAGCGCCUCAGACACGGGCCUGGCUGACAUCACCCAGCCCCAGUGCAGCUUCCCCACAGCAGGCGCCGCUGGUCAGAUGAGACUAAACGGUGCACUGGAGAGCCAGCCAGUGCUUAAGAAGCGAAGGGGAAGGAGGAAGAACGUUGAGGGGAUGGACCUGCUCUUCAUGAACAGGAAUAGAGUCCCUGCUGUUCCUGAUCAGAUGCCUCCGGGGUGGGGGGGUAUUGGCCAGGUGGGCAUGAGUGUUGCCCCUGUGCCAGGCUACAGUCAGAGCUCCAGUCAGGUCCCCGUGGACACAGACAGCAGAGUGCCUGUCAUCAACCUUAAAGACGGCACCCGUUUGGCUGGAGACGACGCUCCCAGGAGGAUAGAUCUUGAACAGUGGCUAAAGGAGCACCCUGGCUUCGUGGCAGACACAGGAGCCUUUAUUCCUGGGGUAAAUAAGAUGCAAAUGCAGUUCCACUUCCAGGAUGGCCGGCCCAAGCAGAAGAGGCACCGCUGCAGGAACCCCAACAAGAUCGACGUCAACAGCCUCACGGGAGAGGAGAGAGUCCAGAUCAUCAACAGGAGAAAUGCUCGCAAGGUCGGUGGAGCCUUCGCUCCUCCUCUGAAGGAUCUGUGUCGGUUCCUUAAGGAGAACCCAGAGUAUGGAGUUCCACCAGAAUGGGCUGAUGUGGUCAAACAAUCGGGUUACCUCCCAGAGAGCAUGUUUGACAGAAUCCUGACCGGACCCAUUGUUCCUGAGGAGGUGAGCCGGCGCGGACGUCGACCCAAGAACCCCCUGGCCAAGGCGGCGGCGGCGGCGGCAGCAGCGACGGCGGCGCCCAACCCAGCAGCCUCGGCUCUGGGCCUGAACCCCCUGCUGGCCAACGGCCUCCUCUCCGGGAUGGACCUGCCCAGCCUGCAGGCUUUCCAGCAGAACCUCCAGAGCUUACAGUCGCUGCAGCUCACCGCCGGCCUCAUGGGUCUGCCGUCUGACGCCAGCAACAUGGCUGCGAGCAACUUGGCGGCCAUGUUUCCCAUGAUGCUCUCUGGCAUGACCGGCCUACCCAACCUGCUUGGCAUGAGCAGCAUGCUCGGGAAGCCUGAGGGCAAGGUCGCCCCCGAGGAGAAGACGAAGGGAACCGCUAGCAGCGCGACUGGAGAGCCGUCUGCCACGAAAGCUCCUUCUCACAGCUCAGACACCAAAGGAGAAAGGACAGAGGGCUCGAACGCGAAUCCUUCCUCCGCUUCCAGCUCCACUUCUUCUGCCGCCACCCCACAAAGUGCUUCAGCUGCCUCCGCAGCCUCCAGUCAUCCACUGUCUCUUAACCCAUUGUUACUCUCCAGUAUGCUUUACCCAGGGAUGCUUCUCACUCCAGGCCUUAACCUUCCUGCGUCUACCACACAGCCGCAGAGCUCAAACGAUGACCCCGCACCUCCGCCCGCCCCUCCUCCUCCCCUCGCAGCCUCCCAGUUAUCUCCACUGGAGGCCGAGCGGACAGUGGCAGAGAAGAACGGAGAGGAGGACGACGACGAAGCACUGGACGAAGACGAGGAGGAGGAGGAGGAGUCAGCAGAACAAAAGGAGAACAGUGGCCCUGAAGGUUCAGGGAAAGCGGAAUCGUCGUCAUCAGAGUCUGGGAGCUCUUCCUCAUCCUCAGACAAUUCAGACUCCAGCGAUGAGGACUGAUUCUAUGAAUAUAUAAUUAUAAAAAUUUAUUUAUGUAUUGCCUAGAAAUGUAAACAUAUAUUCACAUACACCUAUAUGGAUUUUCCAGCACUUAUGUUGCGAUUUUCUUUACAUGUAAAUAUAAGAACUAACUAAAAUGUUGUGUAAUAAAGAUAUAAAAAGCGUAAAAAAUAGGAAAAAACUGACUUAAAAGAAGCUGAAAUAAAAUUUCAGUGUUUGUUCACAAGGUAGUCUUGUUAUGAGACAUUUUGCAUGUCAGACUUUAGUAGAUUUCCAGACUCUGUGAACUUGUACCACACGAUUAUGUACAAUUGAGAAAAAAAGGCAUUAUUGUAAUUAUUUCAGGAUUUAAUUUUAUUAAAAAGUGAAACUACAUCAACAUGCUCGUUGAGCUGUACUAUUAAUAUAUUUUGAUUGUGGGGGGGUGACACUUGACAAACACUUUGGUUCCUCUUGUAAAUGCUCAGUACUUUUACAGGUUCUUGACACUUUGCUUUGCAGAUCAUACGUUGGAUAUGUCAGCAAUAACUUGGGCAGCUAAUGAAUGUCACAGAAGCUGUAGAUUCUGUCUGCCAUGUUCCACCCCAGUGGACACCUCCCACAGCCUCGCGCCUGUCGUGUAGCGUCAUAUCGUGUCCAACAGCUCCCUUCUAGAGUCGCUCUCGAGAGAGAAUUGUGUGACGCUGCCUCUUCAAGAUUGUUUUAAUGUUCUUUUUUUUUUUUUUUUUUUUUUUAUCCCCCAACAUUUUAAUUGAACUAAUGGUUAAUGCCUUUCAAAUGGAUCCUAAUUAAAUGUUUUCAUCUUUCACAUGGACAUGUAAUCUUCCCCUCUCUCCGUUUCCACAUGUCUGGGGGCUGCACUUUAGAUUUCCACAUUAGAAAAAACAUGUUCACUUGCACAACUGUUGAUUUUGACUAGUGUCAGAGUCUAUGGAGCCCCUGAGCUGUGGGGACAGAAACCAACCUUUUACUGUGUGCCAAAAACUGCCCUUUGAGGUCCUGACACAAUAUUGUAACUUCUGUAUAGUGGAAACGUUGAGGGUUCCUGUUGACGUGGGUAUUAUUACUACAGACCUGACGUAUUUGACUGCAUCUUACCUCAACUCUACUAAAUAGAUUGGCUUCACUGUGCAAAUGUACCUGUGCAUGGGUAUGUUUUCUUGCUGUGCGUGUCCCCGUCUCUGCUGGAAUGUGUGUUGGAGGCCUUUUUUAUUUUUUUUCCUUCCGUUGCUGUUUUGUUUGGCUGGACUGCUCCUAGCGCCUGCUCUCUCCCGCUUCCACCACUCCUCGCGCUGAAUGUUACGCUGCGUAUCGUAGAAGCCCCAUCGGCAGCGUUUCCACCUCCGAACGCCGCUCCACCACAGUCUCGCAGCAGAGAAACGCGACACAAGCACAAAAUAGUUCAAGCGGUGGCUGAGAUUGUAACAGAUCCCCUUUUCUGAUCGAGUAUUCCAUUUUUACGCAGUGCCAGGCGGGCUAGCUCCAGGAAGGGCUCAAUAAUAGCAGCUUGUGUGUGUGUGUGUGCGUGCACGCAUCUCAUUCUGUCCUUGGCUCAGUUCUGCUGAUGAAUGGAGCUUCAGUUAGAUGUAGAAGUGCCCUUAUCCUGUACCUCACUCUCUCGUUCAGCUCGCGUCUGCUCAUUUGUGCUUCAUGCUUGUGCAUUUUAUUUUAUCUUUUUCAUCAUCUCUUCUGCACAUGUUCAUUUUAAGCCGUAUCCAGGACACACACACACACACACACACACGCGCAGAGUCAACACUGGAGUUCACUCAAACCGAAGUACCUUUUGUAAUCCUCUAGCACAACAAUGCUUGCUCUAGGACUGCUGUUCCACAGUGGACUGUUAGAUGCGCUUUUCACCCUGAUGGGUUUGUGUUUGGACCGGGGACGGCGGGGCGUCCUCGCGUCCCUCAUGUUGGAGUCUGGAGAAACUGUUGAGUUCUAAAAUCUUGCUGUAGCAUUGUUCUCUGGUGGGUUAAAACACAUGGACCCCCACAGUCUGAACAUAAAGACUGAAAACCCGUUGCUUUCCUGUCUGUCUGUCUGUCCUACACAUAUAUAGGCCUGGUCAUGGGUUUGCUUGCAAUGCAAUUGCAUUUUUCUAUGAUUACUAACAGUAUGGUAUUUUUCUAUGUCUGAGCAAUGAACUGACUCACGCCACUGUCAUUUUGUACAUGUACACCUCUGCUCUCUUUACACUUGUAGUGCCCUUAUGCAAACGCCCAGGCAUCGCUAACUUCUGCUGUCGGAGACUCAGAUGCUGUCGCUCGCGUUGCCGCCGCAGCGAUGGGUCGAUGGAUUGAGGAGAAACUGGUAGUCGUGACAUUGGACUUUUCCUUUUAGUUCAGAUGGGUUGGUUUUGUUGCUGGUUGUACUGUACUAAGUCUCCCGAAGCAGCGCGACGAGCGCUAGACCCGCAUCAGACACAAGUAAACCAUGACCAAUAUGCAAGAGGAAAGACAAAACACUACUGCUGUACAGGGAGGUUUCCUUUCAGUGCUCACAUACUCACUCUGCUGAUAAAACCCGCAUCAUCGGCUUUGUAUUUUUAUUUCAACCGUAAUAAUAUCCUAAUUGUCACCUGGUCAGUUUUUGUCUUUUUUUUUUUUUCUUUUCAUUGAACAGUUGUAAUAUUUGCAAUUUGUGAUCUGUGUAGUCAAAAUAAUUCUUUUAUGUAGUGCAGGAAAAUGUGUCUUAAGUCAUUUGUAAUUUAUUGGAUUACUUUCUAUGAAGUUCUAUAGAGGAAAUUGAGGUUUAAUUAUUUUUAUUAAACAUAUUCUUCUGACUAUCCGA
Betta splendens (Siamese fighting fish) is the source of this 12177-nucleotide messenger RNA. RefSeq names its product chromodomain helicase DNA binding protein 9 (gene chd9). The record is from RefSeq and is a predicted model, not a curated record. Gene Ontology annotation, molecular function: protein binding; ATP-dependent chromatin remodeler activity; ATP binding. The transcript is spliced from 39 exons. NCBI's taxonomy places the organism in Eukaryota, Metazoa, Chordata, Actinopteri, Anabantiformes, Osphronemidae. The coding region runs from base 385 to 9384 and encodes 2999 amino acids.